CUUGCAGUCUGCGGGGUAUCUUCUUGAGUAGCGAAGUUCACACGGUGUGUGUUUUUAGUUGCAGAGUGAAUUUCGCUGAGUUUGGUUGUAAACGCCGCGACUGUGUGUUCGCACAUUCCUGUUUGGAUUUGCGGGAUCCUGCCGUCUCCGCGCAGGAUUUACACCUCUUUGUUUCGGAUUGUGGCUUCUUUAUUAUUCGUGGAAAUCUCGCUCCGAAUCACGGGCUCGCUGGUUUGUGUCUGACUUCACUUUCUUGUAUCGUCUAGUAAUCAUUCAGCAUCGCCAACGAAAGUGGAACUUAAGGACUACCUGAACUUGCAACAUGUUGAGUUUUUGGCGGCGGACCCUCGGGCGCCGGUCGAUUCACAAACACGCUGAAAAGGAGCGUCUGCGGGAGGCGCAGAGAGCCUCCACUCACAUCCCUGCAGCAGGAGAAGCCAAGUCCAUCAUCACCUGCCGGGUGUCCCUGCUGGACGGGAUAGACGUCAGCGUGGACCUGCCGAAAAAAGCCAGAGGGGAGGAGCUGUUUGAGCAGAUCAUGUACCACCUGGAUUUAAUAGAGAAGGAUUAUUUUGGGCUCCGCUUUAUGGAUUCUGCUCAAGUUCCGCACUGGCUGGACAAUACGAAGAGCAUCAAGAAGCAAGUGAAGAUCGGACCGCCGUACUGCCUCCACCUCCGUGUGAAGUUCUAUUCGUCGGAGCCCAAUAACCUACACGAGGAGCUCACCAGGUACCUAUUUGUGCUGCAACUAAAGCAAGAUAUUCUCAGUGGAAAGUUGGAAUGCCCCUUCGACACGGCAGUAGAGUUGGCAGCCUUUUCCUUGCAGGCCGAGCUUGGUGACUGUGAUCCUGCGGAGCAGGGCCCUGAGCUGGUGUCAGAAUUCCGCUUCAUUCCUGAGCAGACAGAGGACAUGGAGCUGUCAAUCUAUGAGAAGUGGAAGGAGUGCAGAGGUCAGAUGCCAGCCCAGGCUGAAAUUAACUACCUAAACAAAGCGAAAUGGCUGGAGAUGUAUGGAGUGGACAUGCACACUGUGAAGGCCAGAGAUGGGAACGAGUACAGGUUGGGGCUGACCCCCACUGGAGUGCUGGUGUUUGAGGGAGAGACCAAGAUAGGCCUGUUCUUUUGGCCCAAGAUAACCCGGCUGGAUUUCAGGAAGCACAAGCUCACGCUCGUGGUGGUUGAGGAUGAUGAGCAGGGGAAAGAGCAGGAGCACACGUUCGUGUUCCGCAUGGAUCAUCCCAAGGCUUGCAAGCACCUGUGGAAGUGUGCCGUGGAGCACCAUGCCUUCUUCCGGCUUAGGGGACCAGUCCGAAAAGGAGUGGCCCGGUCCAGCUUCAUUCGCAUGGGGUCCCGCUUCAGAUACAGUGGCAAAACGGAGUACCAGACAACGAAGGACAACAAAGCGCGACGGUCAGCUUCAUUCGAGCGCAGGCCCAGCAGACGCUACUCCAGGAGGGAGAUGCAGUUCAGAGCACAUCACGGGAGCAGAAAUCAAGACGCGAAAGCACAGAACCAUGUCUUUAAUCAGAACAAUGGUGCAAAGGUGCUCAACAAGCGCCCCACCCUGCCCGUCGUCAGUGCAGUGCCUGCCACGCCCAUCCCACUGGAGAUUGAGACCCUCCCCCAGAGCCCAGGAGCCAGCCAAUCGAAGAAGAUGAGCUUGCCCCUGAUUGCUGAUUUGCUAGACAGUCCGGACCUGUUGGAGACUCGCAUUGACGAGGUCAUUCGGGUGCCCGUUACCAUGACAACGACAGGCAUGCCUGAAGAGGAGGGGUCCAGUGAAAACGCAGAAGAGAAUGUGGCUUCGAGCGAGUAUGAAGAUUCUGCAGUGCAAAGGAAGCUGUUAGAGAUCGAGAGCAUUGCUGUGUCUGCUCCUCCCAGAUCCAAUAUCAGUGUUAAUAUGAACAAUCGGGAGGAGGUGGUGAAGCUGACAGAGAAGUCCCUGAACAAUGUGACCAGCAGCCCCGCCGUGGCUCCGAUUCGCCCCCUGGAGGAGCUGAAGAGCAACAUCCUGAAAGCACAGGCAGAGGCAGCUUUGAAGGUAACGAGAGAGGACACUGUGAUGACGGGGGACAAAAACUGCAACCUUCAGGAAACAGUGUCCGGGAAUCUGGUUCUGUUCGGAAGGACAGGGAGCAGUUCUGUCUCCCCACCACCAUCGAGACAGGAGCGGAAGGACUCCAGAGACCUUCUUAGAACCACGGCCGCACCCAGUGAUGAAGUCCAGCCUGUGCCCCUCUCUGAAGAUCACUUUUCUCCUGCCACAGCUUUCUCUGCAGAACCAGACAAGGAUGCCACCAUGACCGUUAAGAGUAAAACAGAGGAACUGGACAGGCUGAUGUCGUCUCUGACUGAGAAUCUGAUCGAUUUUACUGAUGCCACGCCAUUGGCUCAGACCAUGCCAGUAAUGACUCCCAGGUGGAUUCUGCCAGCAAGUACAAGUGGAGUGUUUACCAAUGGUCUCGUAGAAAGUGAUGCCAUUCCCCCUGCCGCCUCCUUCUCCACAGAGAGAGUUCAGCUGAAUCCGGAGUCUCUCUGCCUGACUGCACCAUCAUCGGCGAGUCAGAGGCCUGCAGGGAUUGCUACAAGCUUCGUGAACAAUCAAGUGAAGGAGGACAUGAUGAAGCCCAUGCGCAUGCUGACCACGGAACUCUGAGGAGGACACGCCCCUUUUCUCUAUU
This is a messenger RNA of Polyodon spathula (Mississippi paddlefish), 2681 nucleotides long. Its product is annotated as band 4.1-like protein 5. Gene Ontology annotation, cellular component: cytoskeleton. The record is from RefSeq and is a predicted model, not a curated record. The coding region runs from base 323 to 2656 and encodes 777 amino acids. Gene Ontology annotation, molecular function: cytoskeletal protein binding. The transcript is spliced from 26 exons. NCBI's taxonomy places the organism in Eukaryota, Metazoa, Chordata, Actinopteri, Acipenseriformes, Polyodontidae.